This is a messenger RNA of Trichophyton rubrum CBS 118892, 447 nucleotides long. RefSeq lists its product as uncharacterized. The coding region runs from base 1 to 447 and encodes 148 amino acids. Lineage: Eukaryota; Fungi; Ascomycota; Eurotiomycetes; Onygenales; Arthrodermataceae. The transcript has a single exon. The record is from RefSeq and is a predicted model, not a curated record.
AUGGCCAAAGGCUCGAACACCCCAUCCCGAAAGGGAUCCUCCUCCGAAUCUCAUGAAUGCAAGGUAAAGCCUCUCAACUGGAAUAAGGAAAAAUCUCCAAAGAGCAAGAAAAAGUCAAAAGAUAAACCGACAAUCCCUGCUCCAAUCAUGGUCGUGGAUGCAGGACUCGCAGCCCAGCGGACAAGAGGGAUCCUACCGAUCCAUCCUGGUACACAAGAUAAGCUGCCCAAUCACCAGACGUUAAGAAGUGACAGUCACCCAGAUGUACCUGAAUCCAGAGAGACUGAGACGUCGACACAGGCUCCUUGGCACCAUCCAGAGCCACUUUACAGUCGAGAUGAACCUUCAUCGGCAAGUCACCCAAGCCCAGUUCGAACAAGGGAUCAUCCAGACAUAUAUGAAGGGGAAUCGUAUGUGUAUUACUUGUCCUUUAUCUUUGAAAGGUAA